AUGAAGGGCGACACCUGGGACCCCUGGAAGACGUGGAACGACAGCUCAGUAUCCCGGGAUCGAACGUGGAGUCAGAUGUCCAACUGGGGUGCUUGGAGGUGGCCAAGCGAGGACGACGACUCGGGGGAUUCGGCGGGCAAGUGCGAGUUGAAAGGUAAGGGCUGCUCAGGCGGCUCCGAGACGGACUCAGAGAGGCCAGUGCAGUCGAGAGGGCUCGGCACACCAGAGCAGGUGAAGAAGAUGAUGGCAGGGGUGCACGGAAGACUCGAGUCGGGCGGGGAGUACGAGCAACGCGACCAGGGACGUGGAGGCCGAAAAGGAAAAUACCCACCCUUCCCGACAUGGGAUGGAAAGGGCCUCAGCGAGUGGCCAGAGAAGCGGUUGGCCAUAGACAGAUGGAGCAGAUUGACGGCAGUGUCGCCUGAGGAGCAGGGCGAGACCUUGCUGUUGCACUUGACCAAGGAGGCGGCGACUGCGACACGACACCAACGACCAGGUUCGGUAGAGUACGCAGGUGGUUUACAAGCAGUCGUUUUGGCACUGGACACGCUGGCGUUCCCAGAGGCAGACGCGGAGACCUUCCAGCAGCUGGAAAAGACUCUCUUCGCGGCUCCUAGGGCGAGAGAAGAGACGCUGAAUAAGUUCACCAAUCGAGCGCGAGCAGAGCAGAAAGAGUUAGAACGGCUACUCCCCAACGCACUGGACGACACGGUCAUGGGUUUCUUGCUAUUGAGAGGAGCGGGUCGGGCCAAGACGGAAAGGAACCAAGUUCUCAUCCAGACUGGCUACGACUACAACGUCAACAAGCUGGUCUCGAUUCUGAAGCGGAUGACGGACGACCGCACUGUCACCGAGAAGAGAACAUCGACAAAAGGAGCAUACUUGGCGGGAAUUGACGAGGACGAGCCCCUGAUGUCCGAGGAUGGUGAAGCCGAGAGUGUUGUGUGCGACGCGAUGGCCAACCUGCCCGGGAUCGAUGGCGAUGGAACACCCGACGGACAAGAACCAGCUGACGAUGGAAAACGGAUCCUCACGGAGGUCGAGGCGCUCGACUGCCUCGCGGCGAUCGUCCCGCCACCGACGAAGCCGCGGACGUGGGGCGAAGCUCGGAGGACCGUGGCGGACAAGAAGACCAACCGGGGGUUCCGCAACCUGCAGGACGGCAAGAAGCUCAACGACAAGAUAGAGGACAUCCAGAAGCGCACGAAGUGCGGCAUAUGUAAGAAGGUUGGACACUGGCACCGGGAGUGCCCCGACAAUUCGAAGACUAAGAACAAGCCGACGGGAGGUUUCAUUGCGAUGACUGCGUUGCAGGACGACGAGAUCUGCAGCUGCAUGGCGACGGAGGCGAAGAUGGCGUCAAGAUCGAACCUAGUAGAGCACAUCAACCUGGCGAUCGACAUCAAGACGUCGGGCAAGCCAGGCUGGGGGGCACUCGACACGGCCUGUGGUUUCAACAUGAUGGGGCUGGGCACCUUCGCGAAGUGGGAGGCGCACUACAAGAAGGAGCGCGGCAUCACGCUGCAGACGUUCCCGUGCCAUAAGAGGCGCAGGUUCGGCAAUGACCAGAUCUGCGCGGCGACGGACGGGGUGAUCAUCCCGAUCAUGCUGGGCGACUUCGUUGGCAUCAUUUUUGUGUGCUUGGUGCAGGGAGCGGCUCCACUUUUACUGUCUAAGACAUUUGCCGUGGAGCUGAAGCACGUGAACAACAUAAACGCCGUGGGCAGCAUCAACAGCAGGUCCGAGAACAGCAUAAAUGACGAGGACAGCAUCAACAACAAGCACCUGCACAACAUAAAUGACAACAUCGUCCAGUUCCGUCAGCAGUUAGACGCCAACAAGAGCCAGACCAAGACGACGGCGCCGAAGUUCAAGUGGCCCUGGCACGAGGUCAGCUCGGAGAGCCGACCGCCCACAGGAGUGAUGCUGUGUCGGUACUACAGCGUGGGGAACCAAGGACCUCGGGCCCCAGCUGUGGGCGCGAGGGCCAGAGAUCACGACCCCAAGAAGGAGCAUUCCUGCCUUCGCGAGUUCACUCACCACGGCGGGAAUGCGAGAGCGUUCUGGAGCCAGUGCAGUGGAUGCAGGCUACACGUGGGGUUCUACCCCAAGGGAGCCCCCAACAUGAAGGAGAUCUGCGAGAAGCUCGAGGAGUACAAGAUGCUGGAGGCGGAGAUCAAGAGUUGGCAACCUCGAGCACCGAAAGCAUGGACCUCGUCGGAAACUCCGCAAGAGCCUUCGACACGCAGCGCGCCGAGGGCCAAGGUGAGACCGCGAUCGGGAGCCAGCUCGACCUCGAGGCAGUCGGGAGGUCCAACUGCAGAGCCGGAGGAGCAGAUCGAGGGUCUGACGGAGACGGCCGAGCAGGAGGAGUGGGAGACGCUGGACGAGGAAGUGCAGGACCAGUCACCUCGGAGCAAGGCUCUGAUCGCCUUGAACGAGCUGCUGCAGGACGAGAACGCCAACGCAACGACCAACCAGCUGGUGGAGAACCUGCGCGGCCACCUCGGGGCGGUCAGCAAGGCGCUCAAGGAGUUAGGCAAAACGGACAAAAUGAGGGAGGCCAUGGAGGACGCGAUUCCAGAGUGCACCGCUUUCCCCGGCCAGCUAGAGGAGCAGGUUCACGAUGACGGCGAUAUGAUGGAGACUGGCGGAGUUCCCUUACACGAAACUACAGAGCGGGAGCACGUGAUGGCCGUGGCAGGACAUCACUUACUAGUGAGGAGUGGGCAGAAAGAGGCGUGGAACAUGAUCAAGAGUGCGAGUCCCCUACUCGUGAUCACCAAGCCGCCCAAGGACCCCAAGGACAUCUACAACAAGAAGCUCAAGGAGAAGAUCGGCAGGGACGUGACCACCUUCAUGUCGGACAUGGCGAUCCAGCAGGCAUCAGAGUACGGGAAGAUGCUGAGUCAGGAGUUCGUGCAGGGCUCUCUGCAGAACAAGCUGGGGGACGUGCCGAUACCCCUGCAGGAGCUUACUGGAGCUCUGGUGCGAGCCAUCGCGAAGGCCAAGAUGAGCGAGCUGGCGACCGUCGAGACGAAGAGGGACGAAGAAAAUUCAAGCUCGCAGUGCGUGUCUUGUUGUGCAGCGCCCGUCUCCAACAACAAGGACGAGAGGAGCACGGAUCCCCAUGUCAAGCAGCAGGUACAGAAGAUACACGAGAACAUGGGUCACUGCAGUAACGAGAUUCUGGUGCUGCUGUUGAAGUACGGCAAGGCCCGCCAGGUCUUUAUCGAGGCCGCGCAGCAUCUGGUCUGUCCAAGCUGUGAGGCAAACAAGCGUCCCAGGCUGGCCACACCGUCCAAGGCUCCCACAACCUACCAGUUCAACGACGUCAUCGGCAUGGGCAUCUUCUUCGUUCUAGGUCCCGAGAACACCACCAAUGUACCGAUGCUCAACAUCGCGUGUCACGGGACGGGGCACGAAGUCGUGGUACCGCUACCGAGCAGACAAGGUCAGCAGAUCAGGCGACAUGUUCGUGCUUUCUGGAAGCGGAUGUACGGCGCUCCCAGGAUCACCGUGAUAGACGGCGAGGAAGGUUUUCCAACGGGCGAGUUUCCAGACGCAGCUGAAGGAGACGGCGUCGAGGUGAAGGUGACGAGCGCCACUUCGCCAUGGCAGGCCGGCAAGACUGAGAGGGCUGGGGGGACCUGGGAGGAGACCUUCUAUCGCACAAGGCAGAAGUUCAACACCAAGAACUGGGGCGACUUCUACGAGCUGGUCGACUCAGUGAACGCGGCGAUUGCCAUGAAUGGGGGCGCCGAGCUUGCCAGGAGCACUGACAUGCGCAAGGCAGCCAUGGCAGCGUACAUCGAGGCGGAGUGCUCCGAGAAGUGGCGCAAGUACGAGGACCUGACCAAGCAGACCUCACCAGCUGAGGAGGACCAGGACGACGUACCUCAGACAGCACCUCCAGAGCCCGCAGGGGAUGAUCAACCAGCGGCUUCCCUGGAGCCACCGACGGUGGAGAUCGAGCACUCCUCCGAUGUGAAGUCAGAUCCCAUCCCCAUGGAAACGCAGUACGAUGAUCACCUCGACGAUGUACCGAUCACCAUCAAGCAGGCUUUAGUUAACCCUGACGCGGCGAUACCGGUGGCACAACGUAUCGCGACCAUCGAGGAGAAGAUUCAGAAGGACCAGCAGGCUCCUCCCAAGAAAAAGAGGAGGGGAAAAGCUCAGGGCGCCACCAGCGCUCUGUUGACUAGUGCAGCUCAACGAGGACGCAAGGAGGUCACGGAGAAGUCUCUUGUGAACACCUACAAGUACCAGCCGUGCAUCUCAGCCAAGCGCAGGGAGUGGGGCAACCUACAGAAGGCGGGUGCAGUACGGGUUCUCCCUCCAGAAGAGGCAGAACGAGUUCGACAGGAUCCUGCAUUGACCACUCGGAUCAUGGGCUCCAGGUGGGUACUUACGGACAAAGACGGCGACCCCAGCGAGACCGACGCGAGCAGGAAGCCCUUGCUCUUCAUGAAUGCCAGCGACUGGAGGAUGGCCAAGGCGCGAUGGACCGUCCAGGGACACACCGACCCUGACCUGCUGGAGCUGGAGACCUACAGCCAAGUCAUGGGUAAGGAUUCGGUUUUCCUCGUCCUGCUGAUCUUGUGCGCCAGUAAGUGGACGCUGCAGCUUGCAGACAUCACGUCGGGUUUCACAGCAGACGCCCCCGUCCAAUGGCUGGCCUCUUUCACAAGUUAUGCCAAAGAAAUCGGUUUUCAGUGCGCCAUCUUUGACGGCUGCGUCUUCUACCUCAGGGACGAAGAGGGCUUGCGCGGCGUCAUGGGCCUUGCGGUGGACGACAUCGUGGGCGGUGGCGACCAGAAGUUUGAUGAGGCAUGCAAUAAGUUGCGUCAGAAGUUCCCCUUUGGUGCCUGGCGUCUCAAGAAUGGGAAGUACACAGGCAAGGAGCUCGACCAGAACGACGACAACACGGAGAUCACCAUCUCUCAACGCCAGAGCUCUUUCAAUAUUCAACUUAUCGACAUCGCCACAGAGAGACGUAAGACGCCUCAGUCACCAGCGACGCCAGCAGAGCUGCAUCAGGCACGGAGCCUGCGCGGCUCCAUCUCCUUCCUGGCGCGGGAGAGUCGCCCCGACCUUUCGGGUCCCGUCUCUCUCUUGCAGGGAAAAAUGCCGAAUCUCAUUGUGGACGACUUGCUGGAAGCCAAUCGUAUCGGCCGCAUGACCAAGGAGUUUUGCGACGUAACAUUCAAGGUACGACACGUGCCUUUUCGCGAGCUGGCCUUCGCUGCCUUCAAUGACGCGGCCUGGGCCAAUGCACGGGAUGGAGCCUCGCAAGCAGGAUAUAUCGUGUUCGCGACGCAGCGUAAGAUCUUGAAGGGCGAAGCGGCCACCAUCUCCAUCCAAUCCUGGAAGAGUCACAAAUUGAAGAGGAUAUGUGCUCACCAGUUUGGUGCGGAGACGCUGGCAAUAUCGGAGGGCAUGGCUAUGGUGGAGCUCAUCAGGGCCAUGCUGCUGGAGAUCGUCGACUCCGAGUUCGAUUUGAUGCGUCCCUACCUACUCGCUGGUCGUUUCCCCGUCAUCAGUGUGACCGGCUCCAGAGGCGGUUACGAUCACGUUGCCAAUCCGAAGGCGGGACUGGCGGAGGACAAGAGGGCAGCAAUCGACGUGGUCAUCGUGCGCUCAGCGAUGCAGCGACCUCAAGUUCAUCUACGAUGGAUCGAAGGUACAAGUCAGCUGACCGACCCGCUCACCAAACGCAAGGGCGACAGUACGUUACUUCGAUAUGCCCUGGGUUUGGGCGAGUACGGCACCACUGCGGACAGCAUCGCGCUACGCCGACGGGAACAAGAGCGACAGAUGAGGAAGAAGAAGGGCGACCUUACUUAUGCCUAUUCGGUG
Molecule: messenger RNA, 5859 nt
Organism: Prorocentrum cordatum
Lineage: Eukaryota; Dinophyceae; Prorocentrales; Prorocentraceae
Source: the annotation of a GenBank genome assembly